Messenger RNA from Salvia hispanica, 863 nucleotides. RefSeq lists its product as uncharacterized. Lineage: Eukaryota; Viridiplantae; Streptophyta; Magnoliopsida; Lamiales; Lamiaceae. The record is from RefSeq and is a predicted model, not a curated record.
CAUGCUCAAGAUUAGUUGGGUGUGGCUAUAAAGAGCCUUGCUGAAAAUUCACAUCUUCUUCCUCAUCAACUCACACAAACAAAACUCAUUUACCAAAUUAAAACUAUUUGGUGAAGAAGAUGGGAAACUGUCAAGCAAUUGAUAGUGCAACUCUGGUGAUUCAACAUCCAAAUGGAAGAGCAGACAAGCUCUAUUGGCCUGUCUCCGCAAGUGAAAUCAUGAAGAUGAAUCCCGGCCACUACGUAGCCCUCCUCCUCACCACCACCUUGUAUUCCUCCCCCGCUGCCGCCGCCAAGAAUAAUAGCACUAGUGUAGAUAGCAAGAACACCCCUCUUCGAAUAACCAGGAUCAAGCUUCUUAGGCCAACUGAUACACUUGCUCUUGGUCAUGUCUAUAGACUUGUCUCAUCUAAAGAAGUGAUGAAAGGUUUGUGGGCUAAGAAACAAGCUAAGUUGAAAUCAGAGGGUGCUGACAAAAUCAUGACAGAGAAAAUAAGUCCAGAAUUUGAAGCAGAAAUUAGGAAAAAUUCUGAAAUUGAGAAGGCUGAAAAGGUGAAAGAAAGGCAGAGAUCAAGAAAUAAUUCAUCAGUAAAUUCCGGAAUAUCAAAACCCAGAGGCUGGCAGCCAUCAUUAAAAGCAAUUUCUGAAGCUGGAAGCUGAAUUACUUUUUUAAUUUUUACUACCUUUUUUACUUUUUUUUUUUGGCCUGUUGUUGGAUUGAAGAUUGAAAAGUAGUUCAAAACAGGCAGAUUGAAGAGGGUUAAUUUUGAAGGGUUAAUUCAGUGAAUAGCAGAUUCUGUUUUGGAAUAUAUACUUUAAUCAUCUGCUGCCUUUCAUGUAUAUACAACUCCCUCUUUAUCUUUA